AUGAGAUACCAAUCUCUCUUCGUCUCCUCCAUCUCAGUGCAGGUCGCACUGGCGGCGCUCAAUGAGCCCUGCUAUGGCUCUGGUGGUAGAGCUGGUGUCUGCGUAACUACAAGUUCGUGCUCUUCGAACGGAGGUACAACGAUUGACGGCGCUUGUCCGGCCGAUGCUUCCAACAUCAAGUGCUGCACCAAAGCUUCCUGCGGAAGUGGGGGCAAUUGUCGUUGGACAAGCGACUGUGCAGGAACAUCUGCUUCCAAUCAGUGUCCAGGACCAAGUGGCUUCAAAUGCUGCUCCUCCACUGCUACCGGAUUCGGUGUCUACGGCGACCCAACUGUUCCAUCUGUCGGUGCCUGUAAGCAGGUUGCAGUCAGCGGCGCAAAGAAGAUUGUCGCAGCAUUUCCCGGGAGGGUCAGGCAAAUCUACUGCACUCGCGACUGCACAUGCCCUGGCGACUCGGAUCACUGCUGCGGCAAAGCGACAGACAUGAUGUGCUCUGAUGCUGGUGGUGUCCCCACUAUCUCUGGCAAGGAGAUUGCUGAGUGGGUUAUGAACAACCGUGAGACGCUCGAUCUCAAGUACGUUAUUUGGGGUCAGAAGAUCUGGAAUCCUUCUCAAGACUCGGUCAAGUCUUGGUCCAGUUGGCGAAGUAUGGAUGAUCGCGGUGACUUUACCGCGAAUCACUGGGACCAUGUUCAUGUGAGCUACAACUAG
This is a messenger RNA of Colletotrichum tamarilloi, 711 nucleotides long. RefSeq lists its product as uncharacterized. The transcript has 4 exons. Lineage: Eukaryota; Fungi; Ascomycota; Sordariomycetes; Glomerellales; Glomerellaceae. The coding region runs from base 1 to 711 and encodes 236 amino acids. The record is from RefSeq and is a predicted model, not a curated record.